This is a messenger RNA of Cyprinus carpio (common carp), 1742 nucleotides long. RefSeq names its product matrix metallopeptidase 13b (gene mmp13b). The record is from RefSeq and is a predicted model, not a curated record. Lineage: Eukaryota; Metazoa; Chordata; Actinopteri; Cypriniformes; Cyprinidae. Gene Ontology annotation, biological process: extracellular matrix organization; proteolysis; collagen catabolic process. Gene Ontology annotation, molecular function: zinc ion binding; metalloendopeptidase activity. Gene Ontology annotation, cellular component: extracellular matrix.
GGAGAGAGCACUAUAAAGAUCCCAGUCAGACUGAGCAGAACAUCAUCCGGUCAACAUGGAGCUCACAGCUGUGGUAUUGCUGGUGAUUGCUGCACACACUUUAGCAAAACCUAUUGCAAAUGAAGAGAAAGACAAAUUGUUAUUAGCAGAGAAAUAUCUUCGAAGGUACUAUGACAUGCCAGCUGGUCUCCAGGGAGAACGAAAAGCAUCUGAUCUCAUGCACCAGAAGAUUCGAGAGAUGCAAGCUUUUUUCCGGUUGGAAGUGACAGGAAAGCUGGACGACAACACCUUGGAGGUCAUGGAAAUGGCUCGCUGUGGAGUUCCAGAUGUGGCUGAAUAUAAUCACUUUCCUCGAGACCUCAAAUGGAAAAACACAAAUGUGACCUUCAGGAUUCUGAACUAUACUCCUGACCUGAGGAAGGCGGAUGUGGACAAAGCCGUUCGAAAUGCUUUUAAUGUCUGGAGCAGGGUGACUCCACUGAGGUUUAAGAAACUGUAUGAGGGGAAUGCUGAUAUCAUGAUCAGCUUUGGAGCAAAAGAACAUGGAGACUUCAACCCGUUUGAUGGACCUGAGGGACUUCUUGCUCAUGCUUAUCCGCCUGGAAACGGCAUUGGUGGUGAUACACACUUUGAUGAGGAUGAAACAUGGACCAAAGACUUUCACACAUUCAAUCUGUUCUUGGUUGCGGCCCAUGAGUUCGGUCAUGCUCUCGGUAUGGCCCAUUCCUCUGAUCCAGGGUCACUGAUGUACCCAGUGUACUCCUACGGCAAGGGUUACCCUCUGUCUGAGGAUGACAUUAAGGGAAUCCAAUCUCUCUAUGGUGAAAACCCAGACCAUGGAAGAGUCAAGCCUAAACCAGACGCUCCAACCAAGUGUGACCCUGAACUGAGUUUUGAUGCCAUCACUGAACUCCGUGGAGAGACAAUCAUUUUCAAAGACAGGUUUUACUGGCGACUACAUCCACAAAUGCCUGAGCCUGAACAAACUCUCAUUAAAAGUACCUGGCCUGAAUUACCAAACCAAGUAGAUGCUGCCUACGAGAACGCAGAGAAAGAUAUUGUCAUCAUAUUCAGUGGUAUCCAAAUGUGGGCUCUCAAUGGCUACAAUCUGGUUGAGGGCUAUCCAAAAUACAUCCACAAGCUUGGCCUCCCGAAGACUGUCCGCAAAAUAGAUGCAGCAGUUAACAUCCGAGACACGGGCAAGACUCUACUUUUCGUAGAUGAAGAAUACUGGAGUUAUGAUGAAGAGAAAGGCACCAUGGACAGUGGAUACCCACGAUCCAUUGAGAACGACUUUCCUGGAAUAGGAGACGAAGUGGAUGCUGUUGCAUAUCAUUAUGGAUAUUUGUACUUCUAUCAUGAGCACAUUCAGUUUGAAUACAGUUACAGCUCUCGGAAAGUCAUGCGCAUCAUGAGGGCCAACUCCAUACUCAACUGUUGAGCGCUUAUAAUGUGGCCAUAAACUGUCAAUAAUUAUCAACUGCUGUGACAAUUAGCCUUCAUUUUCAGUUGAGUUUUCAACUACUGAGCUGGUAAAUCAGUAGAAAUUCUCCAUUCUUUUAAAAAGUAUUUAUAGACCAUGAUUCAGGAAUCAUGUCUGGGAUAUUUUGGUAAAAUUAAUUUCUGGAUGAUUAUGAUUAUGCAUAUGCAUCCAGUGGGAAUCGAAGAAAGUGUGUAACUGUGUUAUGAACUCUUUAAUGCCACUGUCUAAUAAAUAAAUAAAUAAAUGCACAAACAGAAAA